CAUGUCCCACAAACUAAUUUCGGCAUGAAAUUAUUAUUUAAUGAUUGUGCGUGAGUGCGUACCUGUGAUACUUGACUUGUGUUGUCGGUGUUGAUGAGCUCGAACGCCAAACUUCUAAUUAACUAUUGUGGAAGUUAAUUGUGCUCUGUUUAAUGUAAUUACUUCCAUUUCCAGCAUGGAGCGGACGACCGGGCAACGAUGGCACCUCUACGUUGUAUUCGCCUCACUUCUGACGCCCGUUACAAGUGUGGAAGAGAAUCAACCCGAAAUAUUUCUUUCGCCCCGUAAUUUCAACCCUCACCCUUACGAAGCCGGUUAUGACCCGAGGGAUGCUGCUGAUGCAAAUAGGGUAGGCCCUGUAGUGUUCCCACCUUCACCCCCGGACGAAGAUAACUCCGUUAAUAGCAAUGUUUUAACUCUAGAGAGGGAGCGCCAAUUGAAUCAUCCAAUAGAUAAUCACCCCUACGCAAAAGUAGCCAGGAAACGAAAAUACCAAUUUCCGGGAAGAUUUAGUCAACAGAGCCCGCCCAUAAAUCCGAAGGUAUAUGAAGCUUUAUCCAAGCACGGUGCGAGAGUGCUUUCAGAGCCGGCCUCUCAGUUAAGGAAGGAUUACACUCUCUCCUCAUUAUCCACCGAGCGCAAGAAUUACGCCUUCUCGUAUAAAGUAGUGGAUCACUUAACCGGCGAUGACUUCUCGCACACGCAAUCCCAAAAUUCCCGCGCGACAAACGGCGAAUACAGAGUCAAAUUGCCAGACGGCAGGGUGCAAAUAGUCUCAUACACAGCCGACAAAAACGGCUACAAAGCCGACGUCAAAUACACCGAAAACGACCUCCCGGCUCCCAAUGUACAAAUUCAGCAAACCCAAAUCCCGAUACCCAUUCUCAAGCCGAACUCUUACGAUUACCACCAAUACCUAGGCGGAUUCGCACCGUACGUGGUCUCCACACCCAAGAGCCCCCUGCCCUUGUACGGCAGACAGCCCAAGGUGCAGAUUUACCCCAACGGGGAAAUAAAUGGAUUGGGUAAUUACAUCGGAUCAACUGCAGCGCCCUAUUUGCCCAAGGCGUAUCACGGGGACGUCGUCGCCUCGACCGUAGCUCCCACGUUGGCGGGCUACACUCAAGUGUACACUGUGUAUUAACACCGCCAACUUCAGCAUCGCUCAAAAUCAACAAGAGCACAGGCUCGGUUUAUGCCAAAUAAAAAUUAGAUUCAUUACCCGGAAAACACGCUCGGAAUGUUUGCUGCGUUAUUGUAGGGGUACAUUUUAAAUUAGGUUUAACCAGAAACAAAUGUACAUAAGAGAUGGAUAAUGGGCUGUGUGUGGAUACUUGCCGUUAUCUAUUUAUUUAUGUAAUUAUUCACUUUUGGUUUUGUUUAGUUCGGAAUUUGUGAGCGAUAUUCCGCACAUGCUAUUUUAAUUAAGAAUUUUUAUUUUUUUUAUUCCUAUUGUACUAGUAAAAUACCAGUUUAUGCAUGUUGUUUUAUGUAUUUAUUAUUGUUGUGUACAGGUAAAUAAACAACUUUAUCAAAACAAAAAUAUUUUAUUA
Messenger RNA from Tribolium castaneum (red flour beetle), 1553 nucleotides. RefSeq lists its product as uncharacterized. NCBI's taxonomy places the organism in Eukaryota, Metazoa, Arthropoda, Insecta, Coleoptera, Tenebrionidae. Gene Ontology annotation, cellular component: extracellular matrix. The transcript is spliced from 4 exons. Bases 176 to 1144 code for a protein of 322 amino acids. The record is from RefSeq and is a predicted model, not a curated record.